UUUCCCAACCGCCAAAAACGCUUGAAAAGAAGAAGAAGAAGAAAGUCCUCCCUCCGAGGACGACGACUAACGUACUGGGCGGGUCGAAACACUGGACACAUAUAAACCAGAAGACGCUUUUGUUUCUGUCUAUUGAUCCUGAGUGGCGGUAUCAUGGCUGAGGCAGACCGACCAGGGAAGCUCUUCAUCGGUGGCCUGAACACUGAAACUAGUGAGAAGGUCCUUGAAGCGUAUUUCAGCAAGUUUGGCAGAAUAUCAGAAGUUCUGUUGAUGAAGGAUCGUGAAACGAACAAAUCUAGAGGCUUUGCGUUUGUAACUUACGAAAAUCCUGGUGACGCAAAAGAUGCGGCAAGGGAAAUGAACGGAAAGCCCUUUGAUGGAAAGCCUAUUAAAGUGGAACAGGCCACGAAACCUCAGUUUGAGUCUUUGGGACGCCGUGGUCCACCUCCAUCACGAAGUCGUGGCUCUUCUAGAGGUCUGCGAGGGUCUAGGGGAGCAUCAAGCAGAGAACCCUUUUUUAAAGGCAUGUCAUCCAGAGGGCCUCCGCCACUGAAGAGAGGCCCACCGGAGCGUAAUGGAGGACCCCCAUCCAAAAGAUCCACAUUCUCUGGGCCAAUGGGAAGACUGUCCAGAGAACGGGACCCAUACGGCCCCCCUCGCAGAGAUUCUCUGAUGUCACGGCGUGAUGAUGGUCCUCCACCUCGUUAUGACCACUACAGUAGCAAAGACAGUUACUCCAGCCGUGACUACAUGAGUUCACGGGACAGUCGAGACUAUGCCCCAUCACCACGUGAUUACCCGUACCGGGAGUAUUCGGGCCAUUCCAGUUCUAGAGAUGACUAUGGGUCAGGAUCCAGAGGUUACGGUGAUCGUGAUGGCUAUGGUGGAGGACGAGAGCCCAGGGGUUACAUGGAUCGGCCCAGUACGGGCUCCUAUAGAGAUCCUUACGACGGUUACGGUAACUCACGAAGCGCCCCACCCUCAAGGGGUCCCCCUCCGUCCUACAGUGGGAGUAGUGGAAGCAGUCGUUAUGACGACUAUGGCAGCAGUUCCAGAGAUGGAUAUGGCAGUCGUGACAGUUAUCCCAGCAGUCGGAGUGACCCGUACUCCACUAGUCGUGGUGACCGUCUGGGUAGGCAAGAGCGAGGGCCACCCCCUCCUCUAGAUCGAGGCUAUCAUCGUGAAUACAGCAGCUCAAGCCGUGGGGCGCCUCGAGGCGGUGGCCGCGGUGGUCGGCCAGAUAGAGGAAUGGCCCGGAACCGAUACUGAGAUGGACUCUGUGGAAAAACAAAUAAAACAGAGAAAUAUGAAGAGUUCAAAAGACUUUAAGGUUAAAAAAAGCGCCCUUUUAAACUCUGGACUUCAAGCUUCAGUUUCAAGCUGUACUCAAACUUGUGAAAGUUUUUAUUUUAUUAUUUUUGUCCUUUUUUUUUUUUUUAAAUUCAAAGUUUCGUUCUCUUCUCUUGCCCGCUUCCCAUUUAAUGGUACCGUUGCAAAUCUAAGUUUGUUCUUUUUGUAUACUAGUGACAUGUUAAAGCUGCAGUGCCCUAACAUAUGGCUUUCAUUUACCAAUAAAAUAUUUUUAAACCAAGCUCUUGAGCAACAACUCCAUUCAAGAGAAUGAGAAACUAUGAAGUGUAAAUAUCCAUUAACGUUUCAGCUUUCCAUGGUGAGCAACCCCAAAUUCCACUUAAUACAAAUGCAAUGCAGAAUAUUCAUGUAGGCAUGAUUGUUCACAUUGUUGGGGACUGGGCAAAUGUCACCUUUUUCCAAACUCUAUGGGUGUAGUCUUCCUCAGUGCAAAUGGAUCCUUCAUCACAAAGCCUAAACAUUGACGCCUUGCAUCGACCAAUCCAAAGACUACCAAAAUGCAAGAAACAAAUCCGCACCACAGAUAAAACCUGUCAACAGCUGGUAAGCAAAGCAAACCCUUUUGUUCUGGUGUAAGUCAAGUCUCGGUGGUGUUAUAUUGCAGCUUGAAGGUUAUUGUAAUUUAGUCAAACAUCGACUUGGUUGCACUGGCUUUUUCAAAUGCAAUCUGAACUAUGUAAUUUCCAACAUUUAUUAACAAACUCACUUCUGCCUUCAAAGGAGUCUGGUCUCUCUCUCUCUCCCCAGCCACUGGAUCACUUCAGUCUUAGUCUCAGAAAUAUCAGCCAGUUCUACUGUUGCACUAAAGGAGAAAAUGUGUGGAUUUUUUUUCCCCCCUGCCCCUUGAGAAAUUGCCCAAUAUUUCUAUUUUAUUUUAAUUUUUAUAAGGAUGUUAAGAUAAAUCUCCUCAAUGGAUCUAUAUCUACAGCCAAAUGUAAACCACAUAGCUGCAAAACCUCUUCAAACCUCCUAAUGUGGAACCCUUUUGAAAAUUUAGGAAACUCACUUAGUGUUACCAAAAAGCCAGAACGCUCUCAAGCAUGCCAAUUCUAACAAAGGAGACCAUGUGGACAAAGACCGCACCCUAUCAACAAACCUGGAAAACCUAUCAGCUUGGGUCAUUUGAGUUCUUUUGUAAAUUAAACAAAUUUUGUCCCUUAUGCUGAGCUGCAACAGUUUGCUGAUGGAAACUCUCAUUGCAGGCUGAACGGAGGAAAGGGAGUUUGCUGGUAAUACGUCAUUGCUGAUCAGCACCUUUUGCCAUUUGGUGAUGCAUGAUGGUCUCAAGUAAGAUGCAGAUCCGAACUAUGCAGGUUCUUUGGAGGCUGCAGUUCAUGGAGGCUGAUGUUUGGAUGGAGUGCUACAGAUGGAGUGCCUUUAUUUUUCUUUAUUCAAUAAAACUAUCAUUUGAAAUGAA
This is a messenger RNA of Carassius auratus (goldfish), 2788 nucleotides long. Its product is annotated as RNA-binding motif protein, X chromosome. Gene Ontology annotation, molecular function: RNA binding. Bases 154 to 1269 code for a protein of 371 amino acids. The record is from RefSeq and is a predicted model, not a curated record. Lineage: Eukaryota; Metazoa; Chordata; Actinopteri; Cypriniformes; Cyprinidae. The transcript has 10 exons.